Penicillium oxalicum is the source of this 357-nucleotide messenger RNA. RefSeq lists its product as uncharacterized. The transcript has 2 exons. Lineage: Eukaryota; Fungi; Ascomycota; Eurotiomycetes; Eurotiales; Aspergillaceae. Bases 1 to 357 code for a protein of 118 amino acids. The record is from RefSeq and is a predicted model, not a curated record.
AUGUUGCGCCGCUCUCAUCGCCCAACUACUACCACCACCCGCGAGACCAAGCCCUCGCUCAUGACCCGGCUGAAGGGGCCUAACGCCCGUACCAAGACUACCAAGACCAAGACCACUACUACCCGUCACGGUCCUGCGACAACCACGACUCACAGUCAUCGCACCUCAAAGCGUCACGCUGCCACCACCCAGCCUGCUCACCACCACAAGCGCAAGACCACCAUGGGUGAUAAGGUUUCAGGUGCCAUGACCAAGUUGAAGGGUACUCUGACUGGCCGACCAGGUGUGAAGGCUGCUGGUACUCGUCGCAUGCACGGCACCGAUGGUCGCGGAAGCCGUCACCAUGCUGCCUAUUAA